This is a messenger RNA of Elephantulus edwardii (Cape elephant shrew), 2759 nucleotides long. RefSeq names its product regulator of G-protein signaling 7 binding protein (gene RGS7BP). Lineage: Eukaryota; Metazoa; Chordata; Mammalia; Macroscelidea; Macroscelididae. The record is from RefSeq and is a predicted model, not a curated record. The transcript has 6 exons. Gene Ontology annotation, cellular component: postsynapse; neuron projection; nucleus. Gene Ontology annotation, biological process: G protein-coupled receptor signaling pathway. The coding region runs from base 685 to 1458 and encodes 257 amino acids.
GUAUUCUGGUCCUAUCAAUGUGCGGGGCCGCGAACAACGUCAGUCGGACCGAUUCUCUGCGUCUGCUAGUCCCGCCACGGUUUCAUUUGGGAUCCUCAAACAGAUGAGCCCAUAGAGACCAGGGAUCAAGGCAGCCAAUUAGAGUCAAUUGCUUGCUUUGGAGAAGGCCAGCCCUGCCAGGCCUGGCGACCAGGGAGGGAGGGGAAAGACCAACCGAGCGCCGCUGCGGAAAGACACUCAGAGCAAGAGCGACACCCCUCCACUUCCUCCCACCCUCACUGACAGCGCAGGCUUUGAAAGCUGCUCCCAGAUCUGAAUGGAAACUCAGAGCCGCGGGGCGGCGUGCUCCUUCUCGCCCAGCGGUGCAAUCCAUGCCGAGCGGAAGGUGGUGCGAGCCCGCGCCAGCGCCCAGCUCCCGGGACAGGGCCGGCAAUGCUGCUGAGCAGAACUUGACCGAGCCCCUUCCUCGCUGCUAGUGGAAGCGAUGCUGCACGGCACAGCCAGCGCUGCCCCCGCUCUCCUUCAAGCUGAAGGUUACCCACCCGCGCAGCCAGCCCCAAGCCUGUGAGUGGUGCGUCUCGGGUCCCCGCUCGGGCUGCUCCGCAGCGGCGCGCAGGGCAACGACCGGGCCGCCCGCGCCGGGGCGCACUGCACCAGCGGCUUCGGCUUCGUGGAUGUGUAUGCAUGAGUUCUGCACCGAAUGGGCGCAAAAAGCGCCCCAGCCGGUCUACCCGCUCUUCCAUCUUCCAGAUCAGCAAGCCCCCGCUGCAGAGCGGGGAUUGGGAGCGCAGGGGCAGCAGCUCCGAGAGCGCCCACAAAAUCCAGAGAACCCUGGACGACUGCAAGAUGCUUGUCCAAGAGUUCAACACGCAAGUGGCCCUCUACCGAGAGUUGGUCAUUUCUAUCGGAGAUGUCUCGGUUAGCUGCCCCUCACUCCGUGCGGAAAUGCACAAGACGAGAACCAAAGGAUGUGAAAUGGCCCGUCAGGCACACCAAAAACUUGCAGCCAUCUCAGGCCCAGAAGAUGGUGAGAUCCAUCCAGAAAUCUGUCGACUUUAUAUCCAGCUGCAGUGCUGCUUAGAAAUGUACACAACAGAGAUGCUAAAAUCCAUAUGUCUUCUGGGGUCUCUUCAGUUUCAUCGAAAAGGAAAGGAGCCUAGCGGGGGAACUAAGAAUUUGGAUUGCAAAAUUGAGGAGAGUGCUGAAAUUCCUGCUCUAGAGGAGUCUUCAUCAUCCCCCACAGACACUCAGCAACACGCCUGGCAGGUUUCCACAGACAUUGAGAACACUGAAAGAGACAUGCGAGAAAUGAAAAACCUUUUAAGCAAACUCAGGGAAACUAUGCCUUUACCAUUGAAAAAUCAAGAUGACAGUAGUCUCCUGAACCUAACUCCCUACCCUCUGGUUAGAAGACGGAAGAGAAGGUUCUUUGGGCUGUGUUGUCUUGUCUCAAGCUAAGCAGUUCCUCUUGAAAACUCACCAUUGGGAAGACCUGAAAAACCGCAGAACCCAAGGACCUCCACUCAGCUGAACCACAGUUACUGGCUUUUGACUAUGUUUUCUAUUGCCCCCUAUUACUUUUAUCUGCAUCCCUCUGCCCUUUUCAGUGAUUUUACAUGUGAAAGCAGCUGCAGUAAAGGGAGAAACAAGAAGAAAGAAAAAAACAAGCAAACCCAAAUUCAGAAAAGCAGGCUGUUUUUAAAAGGAUUGUUAAAGCCGACAUUGCUCAUGUCUGCUCUAAAACUCACAUCAUACUAGAUGCAAGAAUUAUGAUUUUUAAAUUAUUUAAAGGUUUUUUUAAAUGUAUUAUACAGAGCAAAAAUAUUUCAUGUAUAAUAGUAUACCUAUAGCUCUUGCUAACCUAAUGUUAACAAUUUACCAUAUAUGAAAGAAGUCUUUCAAUGUAUGAAUCUAUGUAAAAUUGCAAAACUGUACUCAAAAUUCCAACCUAUCAAUAUCACUAGAAGAAAUAGCUAACAAAACUUAUGCCACCUCACUGAUUGCUUUUCUCUGCACUCAUUCACGUUUAGUCUUCCACUCUGUCUUAAUCUAAGAGCUUAAAAAAAUUUAAAGUAUCUUACUUUAUAAUGGAACAAAACCAUAUAUGAAAAAUAGCUAAAUUUUGUAAAUACACAAUAAUCCUAAUACCUUCAUAUAACGCACAUGGCAACUAAUUUUCUUUUCAUCCAAUGUUGUCUUUUUCAACUUCUUGGAGAAUGAAGUAAUCCAGUUAGGAAAUGGUAUAGUUACAUAAACAAUUACCCUCACAUGUAAAAUUGAAUAUUAUCACAUUUUGUUCUAAUUGAAAUUUGAAGCAUGGUGUCUGCACAUCAGCAUAGUGUUAACUCUUAUAGGGCAUGCUGGAAUUAGCUCAGAUUGUUAAAUAUUUAACAUUUUACAUUGUUAAUAUUUUUUUUAGUUAUGCUAAGCUUGUCUCAUUUUAGAUGACUAUGCAGAUAAGAUUUUUCCAAUGUGUAUUCAGUGUCUUGUUUUUGCUAAGUAUCUGGAAAGCAGGGCACAUUAAGCAAUACUAUAUUUUAGGAACGAGGAAGCCACGUGCUUUGUUUUUCUGCUCACAGCUUUGUUGUGAUUUUCCUCCAUUGCUAACAUGGGACAAAUGUUGUUCUAUUUUUCCCUUGUUCUUCCUUUGGCCCAUUUCCCAGACAGAAUUUCCCAUGGGUUGAGAGAUCAGGUCUUUGCACUUCUUUUCUUAUUUCCCAUGGUCUGGAAAAUCUUAAAAUCAGACAGGAGACAUCAUU